Molecule: messenger RNA, 2610 nt
Organism: Fonticula alba
Lineage: Eukaryota; Rotosphaerida; Fonticulaceae
Exons: 6
Coding region: 128-2425 (765 amino acids)
Cellular component (GO): nucleolus
Molecular function (GO): GTP binding
Source: RefSeq, a predicted model, not a curated record
CCCCCCCCUCCCCCUUCCCGCUCCCUGAGCCUUUUCCCCCCUCCCCUCCUUUUUUUCGGCCAAACACCUCCUCUGGCGCACCGCCCGAGAGAGAGAGAAACACAGAGAGACAGUCUCCUUCCACAAAAUGGGUGUCGGUAAGCUUCAGGAGCGCGCCAAGUCCCGCGCCUUCGGCGGCGUCCGCAGCAAGCAGCCGCACAAUGCCCUCGCCGGCAAGGAGAAGGGCGCCAACUUCUACCAGAAGGAUGCCAAGCUCAAGCGCCUGAAGAUGUACAAGGAGGGCAAGCCCGUGCGCGACCGUAUGGGCAAUGUCAUCCGCGAGGCCUCCUUCCAGUCGUCCGAUACCCCGGCCGGCCGGAUUCAGCCCGACCGUCGCUGGUUCGGCAACACCCGCGUCAUUGACCAGAAGCAGCUGGAGAACUUCCGCGAGGAGAUCUCCCAGAAGGUGAACGACCCGUACCAGGUCCUGCUGCGCCAGCACAAGCUCCCCAUGAGCCUGCUCGUGGAGAACACCACCGAGUCCAAGAUGCGCCUCCUGGACGUGGAGAAGUACAGCACCACCUUCGGGCCGAAGGCCCUUCGCAAGCGCCCCAAGCUUGCGACCAGCACCCUGGAGGAGAUGUUCCGCCAGGCCGAGACCAAGGAGGAGAGCUACGAGUCCGAGAAGGACCAGGACCUGAAGAACGCCACCAUGCAGCUGGAGCCGCGCGAUCUGGUUCAGGACCCGAUCUUCUCCAAGGGCCAGUCCAAGCGCAUUUGGGGCGAGCUGUACAAGGUGAUCGACUCGUCGGACGUCCUGAUUCAGGUGCUGGAUGCGCGCAACCCCCCUGGCACCCGGUGCUACCACGCCGAGGAGUACAUCAAGCGCGAGAAGCCCCACAAGCAUGUGGUCUUCGUGCUGAACAAGUGUGACCUGAUCCCAACCUGGGUGACCGCCCGCUGGAUUAAGGUCCUCUCGCGCGAGUACCCCACCCUGGCCUUCCACGCGUCCAUCAACAACUCCUACGGCAAGGGCUCGCUGAUCCAGCUCCUGCGCCAGUUUGGCAAGCUCCACGGCGACAUGAAGCAGAUUUCGGUCGGCUUUAUCGGCUACCCGAAUGUGGGCAAGAGCUCCAUCAUCAACACCCUGAAGAAGAAGGCCGUCUGCAAGGUGGCCCCGAUUCCGGGCGAGACCAAGGUCUGGCAGUACAUCACUCUGAUGAAGCGCCUGUACCUCAUCGACUGCCCGGGUGUGGUGUACCCCACCGGUGACAGUGAGUCGGACAUCGUCCUGAAGGGUGUUGUCCGUGUGGAGAACCUCCGCGACCCGGAGUUCCACAUCGAUGAGGUGCUCAAGCGCGUCAAGCCGGAGUACAUUGUCAAGACCUAUGGUGUCGAGAAGUGGACCGACUGCUUCGACUUCCUCGGCCAGAUUGCCACCCGGUCCGGUAAGCUGCUGAAGGGUGGCGAGCCGGACAUCCCUACCGUGGCCAAGAUGGUGCUCAAUGACUUCAUUCGCGGGCGCAUUCCCUUCUUCGUGCCGCCGCCCCCCCUGUCCGAGGAGGAGCUGGCCGAGAAGACCAAGCACGCCGUCACGCCGGUCACCCAGAUCCUCUCGAAGAUCAUGGUGUCGGCCGAUUGGAGCCGUGCCGACCUGCGUGACACCACUGCCAGCAAGAAGCCGUCCACUGGUGAGGCCGGUGCUGAUGCCGACGGCGCCACCGACCAGCCGGAGGAUGCCGAGGUUACCGCCGCCGCCGAUGAGGCCGAGACCGAGGAGGGUGUCAUCGAUUGGGACGAGAUUUUCGGUGACGCCGUCGAUGAGGGCACUGGUGCUCCUCCUCCCAGUGCCGCGGCUCCUGGCGCCUCGGCUGGCAAGCGCUCGCGCGCCGACGCCGCCGAUGACGAGGAGAAGGACGCGGCCCCGGCCGGGGAAAAGGCCAAGAAGGCCCGUGCCCUCGGUGAGGAGGCCUACGAGGAUUAUGUGCCCUUCGACCCGACCGCCGAGACCGCUGCCGAUGGCGACUCUUCCGCCUCCGAGGGCGAGCAGGAGGAUGGCUCGGAUUCGGAUGACGCUGGCUCCGCCAGCGAGGAUGAGGGUGCCCCCUCCGGCAAGAAGGCCGCCUCCGGGGCCAAGCGCCCGGCCGCCGGGGCCAAGAAGCUGGCUCUCACCAAGGCCGUCAAGGCCCGCGCCACUCGUGCCCAGCAGAUCAUGGUCCGUGCCAUGCGCAAGGGCGCCUCGCCGGAGGCCGCUGCCGAGCUGGCUGCCCAGCAGGUGGCCGAGUCCAAGGCCCAGCGUGAGGCCGCCGCCGAGGAGGCCGCCAAGCGCCCCGCCAAGGCCGGCAACUUCUACGCCGUUGCCAACGUGAAGAAUCGCAACCGCGACAAGGUGAACUCCGUGGCCCAGAAGACGGCCAUUGCGCGCGCCCAUGCCCGCCGCCGCUAAAAGGGAGCGAAAAUGAGUGGCCCCCGAGAUAUGCUCUCUCUCUCUCUCCCUCUACCCCCUCCCCCUUUCUCGUCCCCCCCCCCCCUGCCCCUUUCUCGCCUUCCCCUCUGCUUCUUUGCUGCUUUCUAGACACAUGCACAAAUGAGACCCUGUAUCAUAGUAGCAAUACAUAAAUACGUUCCCCA